GUUGUACUGGGACUCUGGUUACUGCACUUGGACUGGUAGGAACCCACGGCACCACCUGUCGAAGCCAUCAUGUAAAGAGACAAGCAAAGAGAAACGGAGAUACAAAUACAGAUAACAAGAGUGUGUAGGUGAAUGGAAACAUAAAAAUUUUCCAGUUUUUCCCUAGGGUCCAGGGGAAAUUCUGGCACCGCUUGCUGAUCAGGUAGAAACAACAAUCGAAUACCAGUCAAGAAAAUGCUUCGCACGCGUUCAGAAGUCUUUGUGGGAUUGCUUAUGAUCCUGGGACCAGUGCUGGCCCGCUCGAAUCUUGGGAACCCGCAGGAACUGGAGCUAAGUGCGCUGCGCACCCACAAGCAACUUUUGCAGGCGGAAAUCGCACGUCUCUUUUUAGAGCAACCGCCUCGAGCGGAAACUCAACUUCUGUUGGAUGAUCUUCAGCUACGAGAUCAUCAAAUAGGCAUUCAAAUAGAAAAGCUCGAGGAAAUCUCCAAGGGCGAGACCACGCAGAGGCUGGCCAUAAAUCUAACUGCUGACUUUGAACAUCUGCAGCAUAAACUCGAUGAUUUGAAACGCCAACUUGAGUUGCUCGACGGACGGUUUUCCACCCAAGGGAAGCAACUCGACGGACACUCCUCGGAAAGCGCAACGGCGGCUGCCCCCGGAUUGGGUUCCUUUUUGUGGGGACCCUUGCUGACCAUGCCGGAGUUCCCACAGGGCAGUGUGGCCAGCGACCAGCAACAUAACCACAACAUCCAUCCCCAGGAUCCGCAGCAGGAAUCCAGUCCCUCCAUCAUCAAAAGAGUGCUGGAUAUGCUGAGGCCAUCCAUGGGAGUAGCAGGUCUGCGGAGUCGUUGGGCUGAAUCAGCCAAAUCAGCUGGAACACCAAAGCCCGCUCAUCCACUUAGCGCUGAGGAGCUCCUGCCGCAACUGCAGGAGCAGCGCAGGUUUCUCGACGAUGCAAUUACGCGACUGGAGCUCUUGGCCGUCAAGAAGGGCUCAAACAAAAACUAAAAUAUAUGGAAAAUUCAGGAAAAUCAAGCACUUAAAUCCAUCCAUACAAAAGUACAGCUACCUGACGGAGCAG
This is a messenger RNA of Drosophila erecta, 1084 nucleotides long. RefSeq lists its product as uncharacterized. The transcript has a single exon. The coding region runs from base 235 to 1011 and encodes 258 amino acids. Lineage: Eukaryota; Metazoa; Arthropoda; Insecta; Diptera; Drosophilidae. The record is from RefSeq and is a predicted model, not a curated record.